Molecule: messenger RNA, 1900 nt
Organism: Tripterygium wilfordii
Lineage: Eukaryota; Viridiplantae; Streptophyta; Magnoliopsida; Celastrales; Celastraceae
Product: E3 ubiquitin protein ligase DRIP2-like
Exons: 8
Coding region: 244-1536 (430 amino acids)
Molecular function (GO): ubiquitin-protein transferase activity
Source: RefSeq, a predicted model, not a curated record
UUCCUGAUUCAUGCUCUUUUUCGUCGAGGCCUCUCUCUCCCACUCUCUGUCUCUCUCUCUCUGUGGCUUGAUUUGGAUCAUCCACGACUACCCACUUCAAUCCAGCAAAAACCCACGUCAAUUCCCUACAAAUCUCCACUACCCAUCUCCCAAAAUCGAAGCUUUGUUCCUACACUCUUCGCGAAAUCAUCGACAGGACUGUGUGGGGACACGUGAGCAAGGUAGAGGGUUUGGGAAGGAGAAAUGUCGAAUCUGGUGGCGAAGGUGAAGAGGGACACGAUUGCGGCAUGCAUGACUUGUUCUCUCUGCAAUAAACUCUUUAGAGAUGCCACCACCAUAUCUGAAUGCCUCCAUACGUUUUGCAGGAAGUGCAUAUAUGACAGGCUUUCAGAUGAGGAAUUAGAUUCCUGCCCAGUGUGCAACAUUGAUCUGGGUUGUGUGCCAUUGGAGAAAUUGAGGCCAGACCACAAUUUGCAAGAUUUGAGGACCAGAAUUUUCCCGUACAAUAGAAAGAAGGUAAAUGCACCUGAAUCUGCACCUGAAGUAACAUUGCCAGCUAGAAGAAAGGAGAGAUCACUCUCAUCUUUGGUGGUCAGUACUCCCAAAGUAUCAUCCCGGGGUGCCACAACUGGUAAAAGAACAAAAACUAUUACAAGGAAGGCUGCAGCUUUACGAGGUUCCAGUUCUGUAAUUGAUAAGUUUCCUAAAAAAGAAGAAUAUUCAGAAGAAGAACAUGUAAUGGGCUCUAGCUCACCCGAAACUCUUAAAAAGUUCACUCAUAACAAAGGACAGGGUUCUUCCUCUUCUGGACGUAGAGAUUUCGUAAGCCCUAAAGUAGAGGAUGAAAAUGAUUCAUCGGAGGCAAAAUUGGAUUUGUGGAAACCUUUAAAUUGUUUGGUGGAAGUCGCAAAUAGAAGCAAGUCUUUUAAAUCUAAUUCUCAAGGACCUGAAACCAAAUUGGAAUCUUUGAAUCUCCCUGACAACGAAGGUCGAGUUCGUAAAACCAAAACUAAAGAAAAUAAACACAAUGCAAAUGCUGAGGAGGAGAAGAAUAAUGCUCUUCCUGCCUCUUCUGAAGCUGUAGAACAUAAAAAGCUGCGCAGGAUUCGCCGGAAAAGGGCAGUUGCUCCAGGAGACCCGGGAAUAACAUCUCAAGCUGUACUUGAUGCUGCCAGUUCAAGGCAGGAAAAAAGAAGUGGUCCAGUUUGGUUCUCGCUAGUAGCCUCUGAAGAUCAGAAAGGACAUGCAUUCUUGCCUCAAAUUCCAGCAAGCUACUUAAGAAUAAAGGAUGGAAAUAUGCCCGUCUCUUUUAUCCAAAAGUACCUGAUGAAGAAACUAGAUCUCACCAGUGAAGCUGAGGUUGAGAUCAAAUGUAUGGGACAAACGGUAGUUCCCUCACUGCAACUUCAUAAUCUAAUCGAUUUGUGGUUGCAAGCAACAUCAACACCGGAGCGAUCCUCAGCAACUAUUGGUUCCUCAGCCAGGGACUUUGUGAUGGUGCUGACAUAUGCUCGAAAGAACCCGGGAAGUCAAUGACGAAAUCCUCUAUAUUUCUACCAUCUCAAGUUUUUCAGUUACCAUUAUAGUUUUCUAAAACUCCUUAUUGAUAUAGAGGGACUUUUACAAUAGUCAUAUAUAUAGACUAUGACUGAUCAUUUGUUUCAUGUACAAAUAAUUGCAGACACCUUGUAGCAAAGCAGGGAGUUUUGUGUUGUGGGCAUAAAAGGUAGUAUCUUCCAAUACUUUUCCAUGGAAGAUUUGGCUAUUGCAAUUUUUGUAAAUGUGCCGGAAUUGGAUUGAGACACAUGUCUUGGGUACAUGUGGUUAGACGGCUUGUAUACAAGCCCAAGUUGUAUUAUUAUCUUUCCUAGCAAAACAAUAAAUUACUUUGGAUUAUUCA